CAGAAUGCUUUGUCUCCAGCACAGUAGCGGGCCAGUGGCUCCCGAACGACCAGUCCAUGGGCGAGAUGCAGAUAAUUGGAGGCGAUGAUCUUUCAACACUGGCUGGAAAGAAUGUCCUCAUUGUUGAGGAUGUUGUUGGAACCGGGAAGACCAUGCGAGCGCUGCUCAGUAGCAUAGAGAAAUACAAGCCCAACAUGAUUAAGGUAGCCAGUUUGUUGGUGAAGAGAACACCUAGAAGUGAUGGCUUUAGACCCGACUAUGUUGGAUUUGAGAUUCCAAACUUAUUUGUGGUGGGUUAUGCCUUAGAUUACAAUGAAUACUUCAGAGAUCUGAACCACAUAUGUGUGAUCAAUGAACAUGGCAAAGAAAAGUAUCGAGUCUAAAGGAGUAAAUUCUCACCAACGAAUCUCCAGAUAACAUCAUACUUACGACUAUAGUCGGAAAGCCAGCAUGUAAAGUUUGUCUCCCCAGGCAUCUUCACUCAGCAGGAGAUAAAAGAAAAAAAAAAUGUUUUAAUGAGAGAAGUUUCUUUUCUGAGGUUAUAACAUAAAGAAUACCAAAGGUUCUUAAGGAAAAUUAAGCAGUGUUUUUAUUUGACUUGCUCCAAAUUAAAUACUCCACCUUGUGACUCAUGCGUUCUAUCUACCUUCACACUCCAGAACUUCACCUUCUUUUAUUCCGAUACAGUUAUUAUGCUUGAUGACUAUACCCCCAUCUAGUUACUCAAAUAUUUUUCACUUAACUUUUUUUUUUUUUAAUAUUCCAUUUUGGUAAUAUUUUGCAAUCUGGAGAAACUGGAAGCCUUUUCAGUUAAGCUCCGAACGCAAAUCCUGGGAAUGCAACUAGAUUCCCAUACUCAAAAAGGAGGGAAAGGACAAUUUAAUAUAAAUUUCUGUUUGUGCAUUUCUGGCAGGCCAUUACUAUUUGCUUUGACAAAGCCUUUUUGAACUGUAGCAUAUAAUGAAUCUUAAUGAUGUUAUGAAAUGAGCCUUUGCUCAGUGCUGUUGAUCGGAGCUUCCGGUAUGUGAUAACGGUAUGUCAUGCAUGCAUGGAUGUACUCAACUGUGUUUAAUACUCUGAAUUUUAAUUAGAAAAAGUACAAUGGCAGCAAGGCCCUCGUUUCUAAGCUGCAUCGUUUUAUUCAUGUGGGACAUGAGCAAAUGGCAGAAUUCGUGGGGCGGGGGGUUCAAUUCAAAACUAAGCAAGUAUGAGUUUUUCCUCUUAUUUACAUCAAAGGACAAGACACUAUUAUAUAUUAUCAUCAACACGAACACAGAGGUUGAAUUAUUUUUUUGAGUGGUCUUAGAAUCUGACAGCCGACAGCCCAAGGCACCACAGAAAACCAGCACACUUAAGAAAGUUGUUUUCUGAAUAACAUUUUUUCCAUUUCCACUGUUUUAUGAGAUGUUUUCUAAUUUAUGGGGAUUUUAAUUGAAAAUGAACUCGAGUGCCAAUAGAACUGUUUUCUUCUCACUUCCUAAAAGGAAAAAAUGCAAAAUAAAUAGCUAAGCAGCCUUUGUUUGGUUCUGAACCAUUUGUGACAUAUUAUUAUCAGGUUCUAGCUUCCUUUAAACUAAUAAAGAAUAAAAAACCUUGUUACGUUUCA
Leptonychotes weddellii (Weddell seal) is the source of this 1606-nucleotide messenger RNA. The record is from RefSeq and is a predicted model, not a curated record. NCBI's taxonomy places the organism in Eukaryota, Metazoa, Chordata, Mammalia, Carnivora, Phocidae.